Messenger RNA from Linderina pennispora, 1011 nucleotides. RefSeq lists its product as uncharacterized. The annotation marks the transcript as partial. Gene Ontology annotation, biological process: protein transport; Golgi organization; intra-Golgi vesicle-mediated transport. The record is from RefSeq and is a predicted model, not a curated record. Gene Ontology annotation, cellular component: membrane; COG complex. NCBI's taxonomy places the organism in Eukaryota, Fungi, Kickxellomycota, Kickxellomycetes, Kickxellales, Kickxellaceae. The transcript is spliced from 2 exons.
AUGCUGCGAGUGUUCAUCGAUCUAGCGAGGCUUUUGGAUAGGGCUAACGCUAUUCUAGCUGAGGCUGCACAGAGCAAAAACGAAGGAGACCUGUCGGAGCAUGUUAAGUGUCUCGAGCGCGCAGCAGUGGAUUUCAGUCAGAUAAAAUACUUUAUUGGCAAGGGCGGGGAUUCGCCGUUUGUCCAGCAGGCAGAAACACGGAUGCGUGGUAUCGAGAAGGCGCUGAAACUAGCGCUAUAUACUUUCUUUGUGCGCUGCGUCGACCAGCAUCUCGCAUAUUUCAGCGAGGACGCCGAUACUCAGGACGAGACGGAAAACCUGCUAUGGCUGUCGCAGUGUCUGCGCGCAUACAGCACUAUUGAUGAGCAGGCGGAGGCCGAAAGCAUUUUGAGGAAUCGGCUGGUGAAGCCGUUUGUGCAUGGCGCGGUGGCCGGUCAGCCUGGCAAGGGCAUGGGCAUGGAUUCGCAGGCUCUGGCAGAUAUGUUGGAGCGCAUCAUUGGAUUUGUCGCGCGUGUCGGGAUUCCGUUAGUCGACGGCGUUUGUGCACAUCUGCCGACCAGCCAGUAUAACCUCAAGACGCAGGUAUUUUGGCACGAGAUAUCUGACGCGAUAAUGACAUCGCUGCCAUUGCUGUUUGUACCGGGGAUGCCAGAUCGAUUCCAUCACAACUACCAGAUUGUGUGUCGGUUUGUGCGCGACUUUAGCGAUCUAUUCAAGCACGCCGAUUCAAUAUCCGCUGCUGUCGACUUUGCCAAGGACGAGCAUUUUGUGGAGUUCCACCGCAAGUGGCAAUUAUCAGCGUACUUUGCGAUUCGAAAGACCCAAAUCAUCGAUGCCAUCGAGGGCAAGGAACCAGCAACGCCGACAAGGAAAUCGCUGGAUCGGGUUCAAUUGGGGCUGUGCACUGACACUGCCGCCUUGGCUGUGUGGGCGAUCCGCCGGUGUUGGUCGGCAGAUGUGUACUUGGCGCCGCUGGCGUUUCGGUUCUGGCAGCUGAGUAUCCAGGUCGUG